Molecule: messenger RNA, 1768 nt
Organism: Rosa chinensis
Lineage: Eukaryota; Viridiplantae; Streptophyta; Magnoliopsida; Rosales; Rosaceae
Product: (-)-germacrene D synthase
Exons: 7
Coding region: 21-1715 (564 amino acids)
Biological process (GO): diterpenoid biosynthetic process
Molecular function (GO): terpene synthase activity; magnesium ion binding
Source: RefSeq, a predicted model, not a curated record
UGAAACUGGGAAUAAAUAGAAUGUCUGUCCAACUUUCUUCAGCAUCUAAAGCUCAAAGCCCAAAUGCCACUGCUGAUGUUAAGCGACGUUCAUCUAACCUUGCGCCUAGCAUUUGGGGCGACUAUUUUCUAUCAUAUGCUUCCAUGGAAGUGGAUAUUUCUCUUGAGCAACAGGUUCAACAACUGAAGGAAGAAGUGAAAAGGAUGCUUAUGCAUAAUGUUAAAGACGAUUCACAAAAACUAAGCUUGAUUGAUGACAUUCAACUCUUGGGCGUGUCCUACCAUUUCAACAAUGAGAUUUGUGAAAUUUUGCAACAAAUAUUUGACAAUGACCAUGUUUCAUAUGAUGAUCUUCAUCAAAAUAAUUCUGACCUUUAUGCAGUUGCUCUUCGUUUCCGAUUGCUUCGGCAACAAGGAUACAAUGCUUCAUGUGAAAUGUACUUCAGCAACUUGAAAGACAAUGAUGGGAAAUUCAAGGAAUCACUUGCCUGUGAUACAAAAGGACUACUAGGCUUGUAUGAAGCCACGCAUCUUCGGACACACGGUGAUGACAUACUUGACGAGGCACUAGCCUUCACCACAACUCAUCUUGAGGCUGCAACACGCCGUGGUUUAAGCUCCCCACUUUUGAAACAAGUAACUCACGCCUUGUAUCAGCCACUUUGGAAGGGCAUGUCAAGGAUAGAAGUGAGGCAUUACUUAUCUACCUACCAAGAAAACGAUUCUCAUGAUGAAACUCUCCUGAAUUUUGCACGGCUGGAUUUCAACCUACUGCAGCAACUCUAUCAAAAAGAACUAUGUGAAAUUACAAGGUGGUGGAAGGAUUUGGACUUCGUGAAGAACUCAUCUUUUGCGAGAGAUAGGUUGGUUGAGAGCUACGUUUGCGCUUUGGGAACCCUCUUUGAGCCAGAAUAUUACUUUGCUAGGAAGACAUUAAGCAAAGUUAUUUACAUGGUAGCCGUGCUUGAUGACAUGUUUGAUGUUUAUGGCACACUUGAAGAGCUAGAGCUCUUUAAUGAAGCUAUUCAGAGGUGGCACAUCUCUGCCAUGGAUCAAUUGCCUGAAGACUAUAUGAAAUUCGUUUAUAAGGCACUGUUGGAUGUCUACACUGAAAUUGAAGAAAAGCUUGCAAGCGAGGGAAACUUGUAUGGCAUUCACCAUGCAAGAGAAUCGAUGAAAAUCCAUGUCGAUGGUUACAUGAAAGAAGCUAGAUGGUUUUACUCGAAAUACACCCCAACUUUUGAUGAAUAUUUGCCGCUAGCAAAUGUUACAUCCUUGUAUUCGCUGUCAAUAGCAUCCGUUGUUGGAAUGGGACGUGCUGCUACAAAAGACUCCUUGGAUUGGUUAUUCACUGAUCCUGGGAUCGUAAACGCUGCAUCAUUAAUUGGCAGACUCUUAAACGACAUUAUGUCGCAUCAGUUCGAACAACAGAGAGGGCAUUCUGCUUCAGCUGUGGAAUUAUAUAUGAAAGAACAUGGUGCUACAGAAGAAGAAGCCAUAGCAGAACUAACUAAUCAAGUGAAUGAUGCAUGGAAGGUCAUAAACAAAGCUUGCCUCCACCCUACCCGAAUCCCAUUGCCGGUUCUAAUGCGACCUCUCAACCUUGCACGUUUGAUGGAAGUUCUUUACAAGAAUGUAGAUUCCUUUACGAAGCCUGGAGUUGAGUUCAAUGGUUUUGUGACUUCUCUGCUUAUCGAACCCGUGCCUACUGCCUAAGCUUAACCAUCAUUUGGACUUUGUUAUGUAUCUUGUAAAAUUAUGCACGUCCU